Messenger RNA from Scylla paramamosain (green mud crab), 3230 nucleotides. RefSeq lists its product as uncharacterized. Gene Ontology annotation, molecular function: ligand-gated monoatomic ion channel activity. Bases 1252 to 3180 code for a protein of 642 amino acids. The transcript is spliced from 11 exons. The record is from RefSeq and is a predicted model, not a curated record. Lineage: Eukaryota; Metazoa; Arthropoda; Malacostraca; Decapoda; Portunidae. Gene Ontology annotation, cellular component: membrane.
AGAGAGAGAGAGAGAGAGAGAGAGAGAGAGAGAGAGAGAGAUUGCAGCAAUUGAAAACACCUUCCAUAAUAUGUCACCCACCACAUAAGUAAUAUGCAGCAUCACAAAGUUCACAUGGCUGGGUCCACCCACAACACUCAGCGCUUCUUCAAGGAGCCAAUCACGAAGCGACGUGGUCCACGCAGGAGUAGUAGUGCUUCCCCAGCACGGAUUCACUGUGGUUAAUGUUGGUGCAACAAUGCUCUGCCAGCCAUUCGCCUCCUGAGCCAGGCGGCCUCAGCACAACUUGCAGUACAAAAUUACUGUUGUUUACUGAAAGCGAUUCCUUCUUGAAACUAUCACUACAAUCAAAUCAAGUGUGAUAAUGUUGAAAAUAAUUAUAUACAUUUUACACGUAUAAAUAUGUUGUAUUGAGUUACAGCACUUUCUAUCUGUGUUUAUUCUCUUACUUAUUAGAAAGAUUUCUGUGGAGUUGAUUUUACUGUUAAAAGACUAAUAAUUACAGUGUCAAUAUAUGUGAAUUUCAUGGACAGCACAAACAUUUUGCUACAGCCAGAGUCGAUAAUUUUAUUAAUUUAUUUUUCUAUUCAUUUGUUCAUAUGCAUAGAGCAACUCUCAAGCCAUAAAACUCCGACAACCCUAUGCGAGGCGACUGGCAAAAGCUCAAUCUGGAACUUUCGAGGCAGUAUUUCUUAAACUUGGCAUUGAUCUUCCAAAAUAUGAUUACAUUAUGCGUACUCCUCUGAAGGUCCAGUAACUUUCGUUAGAACUUGUUAAAAGUACUUAAUACCCCCAAUUUUUAAAAGUACUUAAUACCCCUAACUUUUAAAGAUAUGGACCUAUAUCCUUGUGUAAGUACGUAACUUAAAACAUGAUGUUGAUUGUAUCAUCAAGGAAAUCUAGAUGUGCUGACAAACUGCGUUGUUGUACCACAAGAAGAAGUCUACCACUCACAAAGGAAGACUUGGUCAUGCACGUAUCAAUGUAGGCAUGUGCGAAUACUUGCCUCACAAGGUUGAGUACACUGAAAAGCUACGUAUGAAGCCUACUCGUUUAUCUGCAAGAUCUAGUUAAUUCAUGGCCACCUACGUAUACACACACACACACACACACACACACACACACACACACACACACACACACACACACACACACACACACACACACACACACAAAAAAAAAAAAAAUUACAUCGUUGUAGGUUGUACGUAUACAUUUGUAUAUUGACUGUAUAGGCAAACUAGCUAAGGUAUGGCAGUGCAGAAAUCUUUCGCCGUGACGGCAAUAUUAUGUGUCUGUCUUCAGUCUGCCACAACCACACCUCCAGUCUUAGAGAGACUUGAUGAAGGCUGGGUAAAGGAAGCUCUUGACGUAGUGUUGGCAGAAGCGUCAGUGUCUCACUGUUCCUUAAUUUUCAUCAUGGACAAGAAGUCGUCCUAUUUUUAUGAGGCGUUGAGGAUCCGUGUGCCCACAACGAAGACUGGUGGGGAUGUGGUCCUCGAUGUGGCAGAUGACGGAAGUAUUGGUGUCAAUCACACCAUGACCCAAGUAGUGGCUCAGGCUCGUAGGAUGCGGCUGAUGUCCUGGUGUACACUGGUGGUUGUCUUUAGCGACAACCCGACCUUCCUGUCUGUUUUCGCGGAGAUGGUUGAUAAAGGUCGGCUGAUGGUGUGGGAAACGAAACUGUUAGUAAUCACCAGGCUUCCUUUACCGAACCUUCAGGACUUGUUGAAGAAUUACUGGAGCUUCUCCAUGAUGAACACAAUAUUUUUUAAACUCAACUCUUCAUCGGGAGAAAACCGCUGCCAGAUAUAUGGCCACAUGCCAUAUGGACCUACUGGGUCCCAUGUAGUGCAACUGGCAAGUCUGAACUCUGGCCGCGUUUUAGUGAAUCUCAGUGACAGAACACUGUUCCCUGAAAAGUACAAAAAUUUCUACGGUAUGAAAGUUAACCUCACAUGGAUUCCCUUAACACCGUAUUGGAUGGUGAUGAAACGACCAGGACCAAACAGCACGGAAGUAACCAUGUUCAGUGGAAGGGAAUAUUGGAUCAUGGAAAACAUAGCACUGAUCCUCAACUUUUCUCUGAACCCACUCCCAUACAUAGGAUGGGAUCCCGUAAUGAAACGCUUGAGGACUCGUGAAGCUUUCCUUUGGCCUCUUACGCUGCCAAUAUUACCACACAUCCUGGAGCUGUAUGAUUUCAGUUUUUUUCUGGAGCGAUCCACUCUGGCCUUCAGUAUGGCUAAGCCGUCCACCAAACCUAGCUGGGAGAGCCUUUAUCGUCCUCUCCAGAUCGAGGUGUGGGGCCUCGUAUUGGCUUCAGUUGUAACUGUGUAUAUUGCCCUCCUGAUGUUGAAUAGAAGCAGUAAAGACAAGGGACCUAGUGCAUGGCUAGUAAUGAAACAGGUACUCGGGACACUACUUGACGAGGCCAUCCCUGGAGAACUACCACAACGCAGUACCACGAGGGUGGUUUUGACGGCAUGGCUGAUCUUUAGUUUCGUCGUGGGAACAGUUUACCGCGGCAAUCUCACUGCCUCCCUCACAAUACCAAAGUACCCUCCUCGCAUCGAGACGUUCAGCGGACUGGUUGAUGCAAAUACCAAGAUUCUCGUCGUGGAAAACAUGGAUGUGUUCUACGACAACUUCAGGCUGUCUAUAUCUGAAGUGCUGAAAACAAUAGCCGCCAGGAUGGAGAUUGUUCCGAACUAUAUGAAUGGAAUGACACGUUUGCUUACUGAGAACGCAGCCUAUCUCUAUGAACGAUUAUUCUUGGAAGUGAAGAUCGCUCAGGAUUUUACGGACAGUGAACAAGAAACGCCUCUCUACGUUACUCAAGGUAGUCUUUUAGCGGAUUUUACAGCAUUUGUGUUGAUCCGAGAUGCUCCAUUCAAGCCAAACUUUGACUACUGCUUACUCAUGUUUCAUGGGGCUGGAUUGAUAGGGAAGUGGGGAUCGGACGUGAUGGAUGAAAUUCGCAGUGAAAGCAGGAAGAAACAGAGAAAAGAAAAGUCUGUUGAAGUAAAGAAGAUUGAAGGAAAAGUCAAGCCUCUCACUUUCGUGCAUUUGCAGGGCCCGCUCCUCCUUUACCUGGUAUUCGUCAUCGUCUCCUUUGUUGCCUUCCUUUGUGAGACAUUUAUUGGCGUCUGUUUUCAUCAAAUAGCAAAAAAAGUAUAAUGCUCCUUUAUCUUUAUCGCAGCUUUCCAACAUCCACUCUCGGAACGCCA